Aspergillus melleus is the source of this 1398-nucleotide messenger RNA. RefSeq lists its product as uncharacterized. Gene Ontology annotation, biological process: endoplasmic reticulum to Golgi vesicle-mediated transport; regulation of ER to Golgi vesicle-mediated transport; retrograde vesicle-mediated transport, Golgi to endoplasmic reticulum. Gene Ontology annotation, cellular component: Dsl1/NZR complex. The coding region runs from base 1 to 1398 and encodes 465 amino acids. The transcript has a single exon. The record is from RefSeq and is a predicted model, not a curated record. NCBI's taxonomy places the organism in Eukaryota, Fungi, Ascomycota, Eurotiomycetes, Eurotiales, Aspergillaceae.
AUGACUUUCGACAACGACAUUCGAGAGAGUUGGAACUACCUACCAGACCCUCAUAGCGACGAUAACUGGAAGGGGAUUACAUGGGAUGUUUUGACUAAGGAAGGAUGGUUCGACCGUUGGCUCCAGGUCGAGAAGGAAUUUGCUCUGGCUCGCUAUAAGGACAUUGUGGAUACGCCUGACAGUGGUCAUAUUGACUAUGAUGGCGUCGAGCUUUCAGCGACUAAGCCCACAAAGGCAGCUAUUCGCGUGAAUGACCUGCUAGAGACCAUCACCGAGCGUUAUCAGCCGUUAUCCUCAUUCAGCCAGAAGCUGCGUUUUCUUAUUGACAUUCAAAUCACAAUCUUCGACCAAUUCCACGAACGCCUGUACUCCGCCCUGGAAGCCUACCUUGCAAUGACAUCCACCAUCGGUCGCACGGUGCAAGGGACAGACGGUGCCAGCGUGGAAGGAGUUGCAGGGCUGGAACGACUGUGCAGGGUCUUCGGAAGCGCCGAAUACCUCGAGAAGAAGAUGGAGGACUGGAGCAACGAGGUAUUCUUCGUCGAGCUCUGGUCGGAGCUCCAAGAGCGGGUUCGGCAGAACCGCGACGGAGGCAAAAACGUUGCCGGUUCCAUGUCAGUGGCGGACGUCGCCUCCAGGACCUCUCCGGCUGUCAACAACGGCUCCGAGGACAGUGACAACAACGGCGCGACUUCGGAAGGAGCCCUCUUUGACGAAACCGCUUCCGCAUACCGUCGUCUCCGACUGCGGUCUGAAUCCAUCAUCACGUCCACUCUCACCUCCAACGUGCGAUCUACCCUAAAGCCAUACUCUCGCGUGUCUACCUGGACAACCAUCUCAGUGCCUUCGACAUCCUCCACCGGCCCUGUGCCCCCGUCUUCCGAUCUCACCCCCGCCAUGCGUACCUUGUCCACCGAGAUCUCAUUCCUAUCCCGCACAUUAGGCAUUGCGCCCUUGCGCCGUAUCAUCCGACAGGUCCUCCUCGCCAUCCAAACCUACCUCUGGGGCACCAUCCUCAUGAAAAACACCUUCUCUGCAGCAGGCGCAGCGCAACUCAUCAGCGACGUCGAUCACCUCUGCAACGUCGUCGACGUGGCUCUCGGCCCUGCCACCCCGACCGGCGGCUCGGCGAAAGUGCUGCAGAAAUUGUCCGAGGGCCUACUUCUUCUGGGACUUAGUGCCCACGCAUCGCAGCCCGAAGGCGAGUCUGCUUCUUCCAAUGCCCCUGAUCCUCUUGCUGGAGGUACCGACUCUGCACUCGGACUAUGGGCAGUGGAGAAGAGGCUGUUCAAAGACAAUGAAAGCGCCAGGGAGGUUCUUACUGAGCUAGGGGUUGAAACUCUGGCGGAGUCAGAGGCUAGAAGUGUGCUUGAGCGACGCGCCGAGAUCGGUAAUUAG